AGCAAGUGUUUCCUAUGGGCUUGCUGGCUGUCAGGCUUAGUAACAACACUCUGUCUUGUAUUUGUGUUCGGUUUGACGCCGAACUACCCGGCGUGUCGUCGUUUUCUUAUACAUGUUAAUCUGUGCAUGUCGCUACUGCAAAUAGGCUUGGGAGGUGAACCCAACCUUGUCUUGAAAAGCAUCUUUCAACAUAAUAGGGGCACGAAAUUACGAUGCCAUCCCCGAUGGAGGGAUCUUCCAGAGAAGGUGACCUGUUUACUGUGAAACAUGAGCUGAAAAAUGCCAAUCUGACGGGCCAUGUGGAGAGGGUGGGCAUUGAAAACUUUGAGCUUUUAAAAGUGCUGGGCACAGGAGCGUACGGCAAGGUGUUCCUGGUGAGGAAAGUGAGUGGCCACGAUGCGGGGAAGCUCUACGCCAUGAAGGUUUUGAAGAAGGCCACCAUUGUGCAGAAAGCAAAGACAGCUGAACACACGCGGACGGAGCGGCAAGUUCUGGAGCACAUCCGCCAGUCCCCGUUCCUCGUCACACUUCACUAUGCCUUCCAGACGGAUACCAAGCUGCACCUCAUUCUUGAUUACGUGAAUGGUGGAGAGCUCUUCACACACUUGGUGCAAAGGGUGCGGUUUAAGGAGCAAGAAGUAGCCUUGUACAGUGGAGAGAUUGUGUUGGCACUAGAACAUCUGCACAAGCUUGGGAUCGUCUACCGAGACCUGAAACUUGAAAAUAUCUUACUGGAUUCCAGUGGUCAUAUAGUUCUCACAGACUUUGGCCUCAGUAAAGAAUUUGAUCAGGUUGAGAGAGCGUUCUCUGUCUGUGGAACCAUUGAAUACAUGGCUCCAGAAAUAGUAGAAGGAGGAGAGUCUGGACAUGACAAGGCAGUGGACUGGUGGAGCCUCGGUGUGUUGAUGUACGAGCUUUUGACCGGUGGCUCUCCCUUCACCGUUGAUGGAGAUGAGAACUCACACACAGACAUCGCAAAACGGAUUUCCAAAAAGGAUCCUCCUUUCCCCAAAGACAUGGGACCACUGGCCAAAGACCUAAUCCAGCGACUCCUCAUUAAAGAUCCAAAGAAGAGGUUAGGCUCAGGUCCUAAUGGAGCCGAGAAUGUGAAGAAACACCCGUUUUACCAGAAAAUAAAUUGGGAGGACUUGGCAGCAAAGAAGGUGCCGGCACCAUUCAAGCCAGUGAUUCGGGACGAGCUGGACGUCAGCAACUUUGCAGACGAGUUCACAGAGAUGGACCCCACCUACUCCCCUGCAGCCCUGCCUCAGAACUGUGACCGUAUCUUCCAGGGGUAUUCUUUCAUGGCCCCCUCCAUCCUGUUUAAGAGGAAUGUGGUGAUGGACGACCCUGUCCAGCUGUGUGGGGGCUCUGAGAGGCCAGGCUCUGCCGCGGUGGCCCGCAGCGCCAUGAUGAAGGACUCUCCUUUCUAUAUCAGCUAUGAGAUGGACCUGAAGGACAGUGCUCUGGGGGAGGGAAGCUUCUCCAUCUGUAGACGGUGCACACACAAGAAGACGGGCCAGAAAUAUGCAGUCAAGAUUGUCAGCAAGAGAAUGGAGGCACAGACUCAGCGGGAAAUCGCGGCCCUGAAGCUGUGCGACGGCCACCCUAAUAUUGUCAAGUUACAUGAAAUUUACCACGAUCAGCUCCACACGUACCUGGUUCUUGAGCUGCUCGGCGGAGGGGAGUUGCUGGAGAGAAUCCGCAGGAAGCAGCAUUUCAGUGAGACGGAGGCCAGCCGCAUCAUGCGCAAACUGGUGUCUGCUGUCAGUCACAUGCACGACGUGGGCGUGGUGCACAGGGACCUUAAACCGGAGAACCUGCUCUUCACUGACGAGAGUGAGAACUCCGAGAUAAAAAUCAUAGACUUUGGCUUUGCUCGCCUCAAACCACCAGACAAUCAGCUCCUGAAGACUCCCUGCUUCACCCUGCAGUACGCCGCACCAGAGAUACUCAAAUAUGAUGGCUACGAUGAGUCCUGUGACCUGUGGAGUCUUGGUGUCAUUCUGUACACCAUGCUGUCUGGCCAGGUCCCUUUCCAGUGCCAGGAGAAGAGCGUGACCCACACCAGUGCUGAGGAGAUAAUGAAGAAAAUCAAACAGGGAGACUUCUCUUUCGAAGGAGAAGCCUGGAGAAAUGUGUCCCAGCAGGCGAAGGACCUGAUACAAGAGCUGCUGACGGUGGACCCGAACAAGAGGAUUAAAAUGUCCGGCCUGCGUUACAACGCCUGGCUCCAGGACGACAGCCAGCUGUCCUCCAACCCACUCAUGACCCCGGACAUUCUGGGCUCCUCCACUGCCUCCGUCCACACUUACGUCAAAGCUACCUUUAAUGCAUUUAACAAGUGCAAGCGGGAAGGUUUCCGCCUGCAGACGGUGGACAAAGCGCCGCUCGCGAAGAGGAGGAAGAUGAAAAAGACAAGUACCAGCACAGAGACCCGCAGCAGCUCCAGCGAGAGCACCCAUUCUUCGUCCUCCUCCUCCCAGUCUCAGGAGAAGACUUUCACGGAGGGCGACGCCAACCCGCAGCCCUCCAACAACACUCCUCUCACCACCCCCGUCAACACGCCGGUGGCACUGGGAACGGACUCCGGCCACCAGCCGCCUCCUCCAGCCUUCCACUUCUCAGAAGGACAGUGAAACGAAAGGAGAAAUCCGGAUUUAGACGGACCGGCGGGCCGAAGGGUGGCUCGGACCGGCGCAGAGACCGCUCUCUUCCCUCCCUCUGUCCCUGGCAGCUCUCUGCCUCUGGCUCGAUUGCAUGGAUGUCUCCAGAAACCAAGCAUGCAGCAGGAGCAGCAGCCGUCACCUCAAAAUAUCAACCAGUUAAUCUGUCAUCACUAGCAAUAGCCAAUCCCUUCUCUCUCUCUCUCUCUCUCUCUCUCCCUCUCUCUCUCUCUAUGACUUUCACACACAUACUGUAUCAAUCAGGGACCUGGACCAGGAAGAAGUUGUCACCGGUGACAUAAAUGAAAAAAGGGCUGCGCUACUACUGCCCCCCCCCCCGGUCCAGACACACAGCGGAGGGACCCUUUAGUGUCAUCAUGAAACCACCGUCUGUCCGCUCCUCUUACCUGUCCUUGUCCUUGUCUCCAGAGGUUUUUAAAGGGAAAGUCAUAGUGUUUACACCUCGAAUGCUUUGUAUUUUUAGUCUUGGGGGAGGGGUGGUGGGGGGUGUUCAGCGUAACAUAACGUGGGUCCACUUCUCUGUUGUGGGAAGUCUCUGCAAGAUGGGACUGGUUAUUUAUAUGUGAAACUUUACAGACUGAAAUGUAUUUAUGAUAAGCUAUAUUGUUAACUUAUUUAUGGUUCAGAGGGAUCUGAAAAGAAAUAACAGAUACAGCAAGUCUUUAAACAAAAAAAAAACAAAAGGGAAAUAUUUUGUUUAUGUGUGUGUGUUUGUGCGUCAGCUCUAAUGACUGUUUCGGUGUAGUCGCCAGUCGUUCAUACCUUUUGUAGUUAUGUUACAAGUCGAUGCCUCUCGAGGGGCACGGAGACAUGGUCAUCCAUUUUUAGAAUAUCGUCAGCACAAAGAGAUUAUUACCAUUAGCUGUUAAUGGUGACUCAGAUUCAUGUGACCCGAGUCCUUUGAUGGAUUUUAAGAUGAUUUCUGGAGGCUGGUGUGUAAACAUCUUUUUUAUUUGUUGUUGUUUCAGAAACAAAUGUGGAUGUAUGUGUUCAGCCAAAUCUGUUGUGUUGUUGUUAUUUAGGGAUUACUUGCCGCCGGAGGGGAUGUGACCCUUCAAGAGCGGCUAUAUUUAGGCUUCUUUUUGCCUCUAUUGCGGGCAGAAUGACUACUACAAGACUCAGCACUGCUGCUGUUCCACAUGGCCUGAUCUCGACUCAGUAUUUAGCCCAGCAGUGGAUUUGCCUUGUGCCAUAUGAGACUUUAAUUGUCUCAUUAACACCCUGACCAAUUGGAUUGAGUAGAAAGCCCCAAAUGGAAAAUUGUGAUGAGCUUAGUGUGAGGUGGAUGCGCGUGGAGAGAGCUCGAGUUUUCUCUGAUCCAAGAUGCCAAAGGGCCAGCUGAAGUGACCUAAAUAUUUGAAUAUGGAAGGUUUAUGUGCCAAAAAAAAAGCACCUGAACCGAUAGUAUAGCACAAAAAAACUGCUUUUGUCACUUUCCCCGAGUCUUAAAAUUACUGCAAGAUAAAUAUACCCUCGAUGAAAGUUUCUAAGGAAAAACCUCAUGCAGCCUCUCUUUUCUCCGUGACGCCGUCUCAGACCUACUUCCACAUCACCGCAUGACUGAAAUGAUGGUCUUCGACCUGUGUGACACUUUGAGGCAGAUAUCUGGUUAAUAAUAUGAAAUUCCCAGCGCGUAAGGUGAACUGAAACAUCAGCCACUUUUCUUCUUGGUCUUUUUUGGGCUUUCAUUUGUAUUUUAUUUGGCAGAUUUUUGUUUACACGAACAUUUAAAUAUCUCCUGAAAUUUUGCAAAUGAAAGUCAAUCUACCAAAACUCCCUUUAUAUAAUAACCUAAACAUUGUAUUAUCCCAGUUUUGUUUAUUUACUUUUUUAUAGUAUAAAUUUGCCUGUUUUUUAUGGUGUUGAUACAGCAUUUGGUGAACGGUGUGUAACGUUGUGUGACGCUGCCUACAAACAGUUCAUCCUGUUAAUUCAGGAUGCAUUUUCUUAUUUGACCUGCCAUGUGCAUUUAAACUCACUCCCUCAUUCUCUUCCAUUUAAAUGCACUCUUGUUUCAGAACCAAAGCAUUAACUUCAAGGUAGCUGCUUUAAGCUGCAUGGGAUUUAUUUUCCUUUCAUGCAAAUAUGCAAAGAAAUGCUUCAUAUGUCACACUUUGUUUUGUCCAGUCAGUAAAAUAUUUUGUUUUUCCAGCUCAGAUUUUUCUGUUUGUUUGUUUUUUUGUAAUAGUCUAUGCUGUGUAGGUGUGUGUGUGUGUGUGUGUGUGUGAGUGUUUUUUUUUUUUCUCCUGUAAAGAAUCUGUGUAUCAGUGUAAGGCACAUUAUCACGCUUAAAACUAUGCAUCUGUUUUUUUGUUGUUGUGUUGACGCCGUCUCAUCGAACGCAUUUAGGUUAAAAAGAGCAUCAUACGUACGCUGUAUUCCCGCUCCCAUAGAAAACAGCAAAGUAAGAUCCAUCGCCCAUAUGAAAGAGCUGGAAUCCUUGAAGCUAAACACUACAAAGCUCUUGUCUAACUUAGUUCGCAUGAGUUCCCCGUUGCUGCCUCAUUAAGCCUCUUUUCUUUUGUUUGGGUGUAUUAAUAGCUCAAGUGGAGGAAGAGGAAGAGUGUCCUAUAUUGAGCUCCCCUCUGGGAGCCAGGCUCUAUUAGUUGAUGCGCUGCAGCGCUGUUUGUUCCAAAGAAAAUACCGUUCUCCACUCACUGCCUCUGUGGGACCCGGCUCACUUUCUUUGUAGGGAAAAUAACCACGCAUCACAGGAGAGGGUUGGUUUUGUACCAGCGCCUCUCGGGGAUGAUUCUCAAACUAGGUUUUCCCCUCUUUGAUGAGCAGCGUGUUCGCGGAGCCGCUGAGGAACAGAGAGUGAAAGGGAGGGAGGCUGGAUUUGAUUUGAGGUCCUGUUGUCUUUGAUGCUUUUUUGUUUUUUGUUUUUUUUUUUUUAGGAAUUUUAAUCAAAGUUCUUUUUCUGCCUACAGUGCUUCCUCUUUCUCAAGCAAAACAUCACACCUAAUGAGCUGAACCUUUGUAUAGUUUACAGACAAUAAUUAGGGUUUUUUUUUUUUUUUUUUUUUCUGAGGUGCUUGUUGCCCAAAGAAAUCAGACGGAGGUAUGUGUGUCAUGAUUAGGAGACAGACACUGGCACCGAGUGGCUUCCUGUACUGAACUUACGGCUUUUUUUUUUUUCUUUUCCCCUCCUAUAUUUCUUGAAUCCUGCUUUAAGAGCAGAAUCCACCUGGAGCUGUCCAUGGUGCUGAAGUGUCCCUGCUUUCUGUUGCUGAUAGUAAACAGUAAUAAAAUGAAAUGGCACGAUCCUCUAAAGGGGCGCCAUGUGGAAUUUAAGUCAUGUCUCAGUUGUUUGGUUAGGCAGCGGUGUUGAUUCUUUUCUUCACCUGGAUUUAAGAGUUUUGUCUAUUCAGCUUUAAAUUUCUGGUUGGUAGGUGUAGUCAUCCCGAAUGAUUUCAAUAUAUAAACAGCAUCUACCUUAUCAUGUAGACGAUAUCACUGUGCAGUAGCAAAAGCUUCAGACAUUUUUUUUUGUUUUUCAAUGUUCCUCCAGCUGCUUUUGUGAGUGACUCAAUGCACCAUCUUGUAGUGAAAACAUGUUUUACCAGACUGAACAGGCUGAGGGAAGUGGGGGAAACAUGCUGAUUUUGGAUAGAUAUGCCAGCAGCACAUGACAAAACUGUCCUUGAGGUGACUGGUUUGGAUAUAUUAUUAGACAUAAUACAAAACCUUUGCAGGCCAGAGCUCAGCUAUGUGGAAUAUGAAUAAGCAAGUUUGAUAGGCGACUUUUUGAUAUGUGUUAUAUUGCAGAUUGUCUAAUAAUAAUUUAGAAAAAGCAUCAAGAUGUAAGUGAACUUCUUGGAGAUUUUUGGUCACCAUAAUUGCGAUGACCCUAAACCUUCUGUGAGGAGUUUGCACGUUAUUCCUGUGUGUGAAUUUUCCAGCUUUGUCCCGCUGUUCUAAAGUUUUAAAUUUGUUUCUCUAAUUUUCCCAGAGGUGUGAUAUUAAUUGUGUGGUUGUCUUCCUCUUUGUGUUGGCACUGUGAUCUGACGUCACCCACAGCUUGGAUCGGCUGUAAUGCGGAGUUGAAUAAAGUGAUAUAAAAGAUAGAUGCCAAUAAAUUGAGGAGUCAAACAGCUGGCACAGUGAAAGUCCUGAAAACCUCCCGUACCCUGUCUCGUCAGGUCGUCUGAAAUUGAUGCUCGGUGCGUCAUCAGGUUCACUUUUCCAUGUGAAUUUCGCAUAUUAAGCAACAAAAGGGGAGUUUUCAUGCAUGUGCAGACGGAGAGGGAUGUGAGGCAUCAGUCUCGUCACUGUCACUGCUGUCUUCAUGCACGUGCAGCCGCUUGAUUCCUGUCAGUAUUCUCUCUGUCAUGUUGUUAAUGAAGCGUGUCAAAAAGUACUGUAGCAGUAAUCCCUUUGAGAUUGGUCAUUACUAAACUGUUUGAAAAACAGUCGAGCUUUAAAAAGGGCAAAACUUUUGCACUUGUGUGUUGUUUUAAUUAUGCAGGUGAGUUUUGGUUUUCUCGUAGAGUGUCUUCUUCGUGCAGGUUCAGAUGUUGAACUCUUCUCUCGUGUCGCCGUCCAAACAUCUCUGAGUGAUGAUAUGACAUAAACCUCGACAGCAGUACUUUUCCUUCCCGCAAGGAAACACAAAACAACAUGAGCGUAUCUGCUUCUUAGGGCACUGUGAAAAAUCAUCGUUCAGGUCUUCAGGCACAACAUCGAUACCGACAGAAAAAAAGAAAGAAAAAGCAACAACAGCAACCAUGAACUGCUUCAAUAAAUGCUUUACCUGCUGGCUGAGAACAUCUGUACAUUAAAUAGCCCGAUACCCAGUCAUGAUGAGUCUUUUAAUAGAUCUUCGGCUUCGUUGUACUUUCGAGUGUAUUUCCAUCAUUACUGACGUUAUUUUGUGAUACCAAGGUUUGUUUGUUUGUGUGUGUGUGAGUUGUCAGAAUUACAAUAAACAUAAGUUUUCCUGUU
Molecule: messenger RNA, 7631 nt
Organism: Salarias fasciatus (jewelled blenny)
Lineage: Eukaryota; Metazoa; Chordata; Actinopteri; Blenniiformes; Blenniidae
Gene: rps6ka5
Product: ribosomal protein S6 kinase, polypeptide 5
Exons: 17
Coding region: 213-2639 (808 amino acids)
Biological process (GO): intracellular signal transduction; protein phosphorylation
Molecular function (GO): ATP binding; protein serine/threonine kinase activity; magnesium ion binding
Source: RefSeq, a predicted model, not a curated record